UGGGCGGAGCCUGGGCGGGGCGCGCGCAGGCGCAGGCGGCGGCCCGAUGGAGCCCGAUCCAGAACCCACAACUAUUGAGGUUCCUGCGGGGCCCGUGCUCAGUGCCCGGGAACUCCUGGCCGCCCGCGCGCGGCCCCAGAAGCUGCCCCAGCGCUUCCUCCCCGACGGCUCGGCGGCCCAGGCCGAGCGGCUGCGCCUGUGCCGCGCGGAGCUCUGGCAGUUGCUGGCGGAGGAGCGCGUGGAGCGCCUGGGCAGUUUGGUGGCCGCCGAAUGGAGACCGGAAGAGGGGUUCGUGGAGUUGAAGACGCCUGCGGGCAAAUUCUGGCAGACCAUGGGCUUCUCGGAGCAGGGCCGGCAGCGGCUGCACCCCGAGGAGGCGUUGUACUUGCUGGAGUGUGGCUCCAUCCAACUCUUCCAUGAAGACCUGCCCUUGUCUAUCCAGGAGGCCUACCAGCUGCUGCUGACUGAGGGCACCGUGACUUUCCUGCAGUAUCAGGUCUUCAGCCACCUGAAGAGACUGGGCUAUGUGGUUCGACGGUUCCAACCAAGCUCCAUCCUGUCCCCUUAUGAGAGGCAGCUGAACUUGGACAGCAGUGACCAGCGCUUGGAGGAUGGGAUUGGCAAGAGGAAGAGGAGGAGCUCCAGCUCUCGGUCCAUCAAUAAGAAGCCCAAGAUCCCGGAGAACCCCCUACAGGGAGUGGAUGGGACACCCGAGAGCCUGGGAACCUCUGUCCCACCUUCUCACAACCAGAACAGCCGAUGCCCCAAGGAGAAACCCCAGGAGUCAAGCCCUGGCCUGGCCAGGGAGGUGGUGGGAUGCAGCCAGGAAAGUGGCAAAGUGGAGAAUGGGGUCAAGGGGACUCGGAAGCCACGCUGGAACUUUGAGCAGAUCUCCUUCCCCAACAUGGCCGCAGAUAGUCGCCACACCCUCCUGCUUGCCCCAGCCCCAGAGCUGCUCCCGGCCAAUGUUGCAGGGCGAGAGACAGAUGCUGAGUCCUGGUGCCUGAAGUUGAACCAGCGGAAGGAGAAGCUCUCCAGACGCGAGCGGGAGCAACAGGCAGAAGCCCAGCACUUGCGGGAGGAUGUGAACGCGGAUCCCGAGGUGCAGCGCUGCUCCAGCUGGCAGGAGUACAAACAGCUGCUGCAGAGACGGCGCCUGCAGACCACCCAGAGCCGCCCCCAACACCUGUGGGACCAGCCUGUCACCCCCUUGCUGAGUCCCAGCCAGGCAGACUCCCCAGCCACAGUCCUCCAACAUAUCUCUGUGCUGCAGACGACACACCUUGCUGAUGGAGGUGCCCGGCUGCUGGAGAAGCCUGGGGGCUUGGAGAUCAGCUUUGAUGUUUACCAGGCUGACGCUGUGGCCACGUUCCGAAAGAAUAACCCUGGCAAGCCCUACGCCCGGAUGUGCAUCAGUGGAUUUGAUGAGCCAGUCCCAGACCUCUGCACUCUCAAGCGGCUGUCCUACCAGAGCGGGGAUGUUCCUCUGAUAUUUGCCCUGGUGGAUCAUGGAGACCUCUCCUUCUACAGCUUCAGGGACUUCACACUGCCCAGGGAUCUGGGACACUGACCAGCUCUGGCAGGGCCUGGGGCCUGCUUAGGGGGUUGGAGGGGCUUGGACUGCCUAUUCUCAGGGACCAUCUCAGCUGCCUCCUACACCCUGUAGCUGCAGGGGCUAGUCUGGGCCUUGGCCCUGGGUAUCUGACGCUUGCAGAAGAGCCACGCUGAGCCCCCUAUCUGGCUGCUGCAGCGCUUCCAAGCCCCAGGACGACCUCUGCUGCCUUGCAGUGAUGUCCUUGGAGCUCAGCACUGGACUCUAGAGACCCAGCGCCGUGGGGCAGAAGAGAGGACUCUGUGCCUUGAAACGAGAGGGUGCCUGCUUCAUGCGAUAAAGCCAAAAGCCAUAGCCAUUAAAAAAAUAGAUCCUUUU
Messenger RNA from Myotis lucifugus (little brown bat), 1930 nucleotides. RefSeq names its product tRNA splicing endonuclease subunit 54 (gene TSEN54). Gene Ontology annotation, cellular component: tRNA-intron endonuclease complex. NCBI's taxonomy places the organism in Eukaryota, Metazoa, Chordata, Mammalia, Chiroptera, Vespertilionidae. The record is from RefSeq and is a predicted model, not a curated record. The transcript is spliced from 11 exons. The coding region runs from base 47 to 1570 and encodes 507 amino acids. Gene Ontology annotation, biological process: tRNA-type intron splice site recognition and cleavage.